Molecule: messenger RNA, 2541 nt
Organism: Talaromyces proteolyticus
Lineage: Eukaryota; Fungi; Ascomycota; Eurotiomycetes; Eurotiales; Trichocomaceae
Exons: 2
Coding region: 1-2541 (846 amino acids)
Source: RefSeq, a predicted model, not a curated record
AUGCGCCCGCCACGGCUCUUACUCCUUAUAUUUUGCUUCAUCUUUCUCCCUAUUCUCCUGACCUUCCUCUCUCUGGUAACUGCCGAGCCUCGUCGCAGCGUUGACGCCGACGCCCCUAUCGCUGGCCGAUCGAACCGAUUACGUGCUCUGUUUUCAUUCAAUGCCCCGACCUCUUUAUUCCCUCCGUCAGCCAUCAUCAGCCUCACUGAUGAUAACUCGACCUUCUUCCUGGCCAGACCUGCAGCGUUUGGUCCGCUACUGCCGACCAAGGGUCUGAGUGGUCCACUUUGGAUCGGCAGAGGAUUUAGUGAAGACACCCUGAGAAGGGGUGCUGGUACUGCCGAAACUGAAGGCGAGCUCGGCUGCUCAGAUGUUCCCGGAUGGGAUCAAGAUGGGCAGUCCAAGCAAGACAAAGGCUUGAAAGAAUCCGCGCUUCUCUCAGGCACCGGCUCUCCGUCAGACCAGACUUCCGUCAAAGACCGCCGGGCCAGUGAUGCGAGUCAUGAUACACCGGAGAAAAGCGCUGGGUUGGUCUCAAACGACGGCACGGAUGAUCACUUACAUCGUCCUCUGGUUCCGAGCCACUUGGAGAAAGAAGGCGACAAACCAACUCCCGCUCACGCCGACAUACAGUCUCUCCAAGAAAGCGCAGAGAUCGCCGGUAAAAUCGUUCUCCUUAGUCGAGGAGGCUGUGGUUUCUUGGAGAAAGUCAUGUGGGUACAACGACGAGGUGGUACCGCAUUAAUCGUUGGGGACGAUACAAAAGGUGGAAGCCUGGUCACAAUGUACGCGCGUGGGGACACCUCGAAUGUUACAAUUCCUGCUAUAUUUACCUCAUACACCACUGCCCAUCUGCUUUCCUCUCUUGUCACAGAGAGGACAGUUCUCGAGAGACAAAGUGAUUUUGUAGCCAAGAUUCCACCGAAAAAACAACAGCAAGACACCGUCGCUACAACGACCUCAAAAUCGACCAGUGCUCCUACGUCUACUAAUCAAGCGAAAGGAUCUCUCAAAACCGGCCCGUCAGGAGGUGGUUUCUUCUCAUCCUUCUUGUCCAAGAUAUGGCUGCGGUCUGACCAGGGGGUGAUUUCAGAGGACAGUCGCCGACCACCUAGCAGUGGAGGCAUUGAUUGGGUUGUGAUUGAGGACUGGGACGAGGAAGAAUAUUCUAAUGAGUCCAAGGGGUCCGGUUCCGCUAAAAAUCGAGCAAAGAAGACUGAAAAAGCGGUGGAAGAUUCUGCGACCCAUCUAGUUGAUGGAGAUGGAUUUGAAAUCGGAGUACAUGACUGGCGGGAUCCAGAUCUUGUAUUGCCCAAAACCACCUCGAAGGCGGGAUCUAAUUCCGCCGAUGAAAAAAGAAAACCAGAAAAGAUCGAUGACAAGGUCGAUAACAGCAAAAAUUCGAACCUUAAAGGUGGUAGCAUCACGCCAGGAAGUGGCGAAUACACAUACGCGAGGAAACCCACCGAAGCUGAGAUUAACAGCAAAAAGGCUUCCAAAAACGGUGGCAAAAGCUCCAAGUCUCAAUUAAAUUCUGUCGAAGAGCGUUGGUGGUUUGCUAGACUUUUUGGAUGGAAUCAUGCGGCCGAUCGAUCAAUGAAAAGUCACCUCCAUUCCCUUAAUAAUGUUAAGGGUUCUACUCUCGGGGAAGAGAGGUUGAUUUUGAAUGACCACGAUGGUCUUUGGGUCACUCUAACCCCAACAACUAUGUCAACCAACCCUUUCUUCGACACACUUUUGGUUCUAGUUGUGAGUCCACUAAUAACACUGACUGUUGUCUACGCUUUGCUUCUCCUACGAUCUCGGAUCCGUCGACGAAGAUGGCGGGCGCCAAAGUCAGUAGUUGAAAGACUUCCAAUUAGGACCUACCACACUAUAACUUCACAAUCCACCACCACCUCAAGCAGCCCUCGGUCACCUAGCCCAGGGUCUGUAGCUUCAUUUACAUCAACAUCUCCUCUACUUAGCUCGGGGCCCUUGGAUACACUCAGCCGCUCGCGACCGCGAUCCCAGACGGUGUCUGGCACAAUUAUAAAAACCGAUACUCUAUCACCUAGCACCGAAAAAAGCAAUGCAAGCUCCAGUCUGUGGAGGCGAAAGUAUAUCGGACGACAAGUUGAAUGCGUAGUCUGCUUAGAGGAGUAUGUCGACGGACAAAGCCAAGUGAUGAGUCUUCCAUGCGGACACGAAUUCCAUGCGGAGUGCAUCACACCAUGGUUAACUACCCGUCGACGCACCUGUCCAAUAUGUAAAGGCGACGUUGUCCGCUCUAUGGCUCAGCGAGACUCUGGUUCCGAAUCCCGUGUGCAAAAUGGAGAACCAUCCGUCGAAACGCGCACUUCUGCUGUACCUAUUCUAGCAAAUACAGUCGACGAUUCAACUUUAGAAGACGGCGAGGGUCCCGACGCCCCUCUACUAUCCGGCAACAAUCUUGCCUCCUCCGCUCCCCAUUCUAGCUGGCGCAACUUUGCGUCUAUGAGUUUCUCUGCUCUCAGCGGGGAUACUAUCUGGCACUCAGCACGGGCGGACCGCAGCAGAUAA